UUAACCACGGUGUUUGCUCUCAUCUUCCGCCAUAAACAUUUUGCAAAAGCUGAAAUAUUACCACUACACUGCAUAAAAAGCAACAAAAAAACCAGGCUGCGCGACACACAAGAACACUAAAAGACUGCCACCGUCAUUGCUAUUCCAGAAUCAAAACCCACCCCUUCUCCUCUUUUGUGGGGAAAAAAAUAAGAAUCUGUUCUGUUCAACAACACUCAUGAACACAACCCAUCGUGUUCAUCAGAUUCCUGUUCUUGGGUUCACAAUUUAACGAUUUUGGGUCAAAAUUCCAUCUGGGUUGAGACAUAAGAGUGGGGAAUCCAUGGAAACCCCCUCGGCUGUAGAUUCCAAGCGUUCGUAUUCUUGGUGGUGGGAUAGCCACAUUAGCCCAAAGACCUCUAAAUGGCUUCAAGACAGUCUUUCAGACAUGGAUGAAAACAUCAAGCAGAUGAUCAAGCUUAUUGAAGAAGAUGCAGAUUCCUUUGCAAAGAGGGCUGAGAUGUAUUAUAAAAAGCGUCCUGAGCUUAUGAAACUAGUCGAGGAGUUUUACCGAGCGUACCGAGCAUUGGCUGAACGAUACAAUCACGCAACCGUUGUGAUUCAUCAGGCUCAUCGAACCAUGGCUGAAGCUUUUCCUAAUCAUAUAUCCAUGGCUCACCCUGAUGACAGCACUGAUGCUGAUUAUUUUACACCUGAAAAAACUCAACCUUCCAGCAAAGGCUCUAAUUUGAUGACAAGGGAGACGUGGUUGAAGCAUCUUGAUGAGUUGUUUAACUCAGGAGUAGCCAAGAAUCUUUCGAAAUUCGACGAUGGGAAGGCGAGAAAACGUCUCAAUUUUCAUGAUCUUGAUCCUGAAGAAGAGAAUAUACAAAGUAAUGGGAAUCAUGAGCUUAAGAAUCGAGUAUAUGUCGAGUCCGAAAGGGUGGAUAGAGCUGAGUAUGAAAUUUUAUCCUUAAAGAACGCGCUUGCUAAACUAGAAGCUGAAAAGGAAGUCGGGUUACUUCAGCAUAACGACAGUCUACAGAGGUUGUCUACGUUAGAGUCCGAGGUAUCUCGAGCGCAAGAAGAUUCAAGGAGUUUAAACGAAAGAGCUGGUAAGGCCGAGAUGGAGGUUUCAAUUUUGAAAGAGUCCCUUGCCAAACUAGAGACUGAAAGAGAAGCCAGUCUUUUAAGCUACCAGCAAUGUUUAGAUAAGUUAUCUACUCUACAAGACAGCAUCUUGUGUGUUCAAAAGAAUGUCGAAAACACUACGAGAGCUAGCAAAGCCGAAACCGAAGUAGAACGACUUAAACGGGAAGUUUCAAGAGUCGAGUCUCAAAGAGAAGCUGUCGUUUUAAGCUUAGAGGAAAGAGUAGUGCUUGCAGAAGAGGAUGCCAGGAGGUAUAAGGUGCAAGCUGAUGAAGCUCAAAGUGAAGUCUUGACGAUUAGGGAAGCGCUCACACGAUUAGUUGAAGAAACGAAAGCUGCAGGUCUCAGGCAUCGUCUAUGUCGAGAGAAGAUUACGAGCCUGGAACAUGAAAUCUCUAAUGCUCGAGAGGAGCUAGAAAGGGUAGAGGAUGAGAAGGCUAAUGGGGUUGCAAUGUUGAAGGGUGCUGAAGAAAGAUGCCUUCAUUUACAGAGGUCGAAUCAAAUUCUUCAAUCUGAGAUGGACUCUAUGGUGCAGAAGAUAGGCUCGCAAAGUGUCGAACUAAUUGAGAAGCAGAAGGAGUUGGGAAGGCUUUCGGCGUCGAUACAGGAAGAACGUUCGAGAUAUGUAGAGAAUGAAACUGCUUUCACCACAUUGCAAGAACUGCAUUCAAAAUCUCAGGAGAUGGAAACACGGAAUCGAGUUCUAGAGGAUGAAGUCCAGAAGAUUAACUUAUCUUCAGAAAUGUCGAUAAAUUGUUUGCGGGACGAGAUGUCAAACAUGACUACGAAUUUGGAGAAACUCGAAGCAAGUCUUGAGUUUCAACUUAACCAAAAGAAUGAUCUCUUGGAGAAGUUGAAGAACAUCGAAGAUCACUGUGAGAAGAAUUUGAUUGAAUUAGAAAGCCAACAGAUGAAGGUAAAGGUAUUGGAAGAAUGCUGUCAACUUCUCUCAGGAGAGAAAUCCACCCUGUCGUCUCAGCUGCAAAUGGCAACCGAAAACUUAGAACGACAGUCGGAGAAAAACACCCUUCUCGAGAGUUCACUUUCCGAUGCAAACUUCGAUCGAAAACGACUUGCUGAAGAAGUGGAAAAGCUUCACUGUUUGAACAAUGAUCUUGAAGAGAAAGUACGAUUAUUAGAGAGGUCAGAGCAUGAGCUUUUGGAAGCAGAACAGCUUAUGAUCAUGAUACAGAAUGAGAACUCAGAGUUGCAUAAGAGGGUGAAGGAACUCACCACGAUGUGUGAAGAGGCUAGAGCCAUAGUAGACGAGAAAGAGGACGUCGUUGUCGAACUAUCCGGUGAAAGCAAAUGUCGAGCCAGAGAGAUAGCAUCGUUGCGGGAACUAAACUUUACUUUGGAAGAAGAUGUUAAGAGGCAUAAACAUAGGGAGAAGAGUUUGAGGUGCGAGCUAGUGAAGAAGAGAAUGGAGGUUGAAAUAUGUGAGACUCGGGCUGCUGAACUGUUCGGUGAGCUUCAAAGCUCUGCUGUUCGAGAAAUAGUGUUCAAGGGAAAGCUUCUUGAGCUCGAUGAAGCAUACGCGAACCUCGAAAGUCGAAGUAAUUACAACAUAACUGAUGUAAGUGGAGAACUAGGAGUUCAUUUGGCCAAAUAUACAUCAGCAGUCACAUCUUUGAAUGAUUCUGUAACCUAUCUGGAGAAUCAUUCUCUUCUGUGCAGAAAAACUUACAGCUAUGAGAAACAAGAAGUAAAGAAUACUGACUCAGCAAAUCAUGAGCAUUCUGAAGGCUUCCAGCAAAUAUAUCACGAUCUGAUAGCAAGACUGCACAAUGGAUCUUUUGAAUUGAAGGAUUUGCAUAGAAGGAUUCAGGUUGUGGAAAUGGCUGUAAUCGAAAAGGUAAAACUCGAGACUCUAGAAAACAUGAACUCUACUAGCAAACAAGAGAUGGUAACGAGGAGAAUCGAGGAAGCGGGUUGUGGAAAUUACCAGACAAGGCCUACUACUCCAAGAAGAGAGAUUGAACUCGGAAACGAUUUACAGAGAUCGAAGACGAAAGUCGUUGAAGUUAGUGGUGAAAUAUUGACCAAGGACAUCAUUCUUGAUCAAAUGGCCAAAUGUUCUAAUGGAGUUGACAACCAGAUGCUAGAAUUAUGGGAGGCAACUGAUGAGGAUGGUAGCAUUGAUCUUAUGGUACGCAAAUCUCAGAGCAUGGCGACGUCCUCAACUAACUAUAACAGAUUUGAAGUAGUCAAGGAACAAAAUAAGCAUCCCUCGACCGAUUCGUUGGUCGAGAAAGAGGUGGGAGUGGACAUAUCAGAGACCUCAAGUAGAUUAUCCGUCCCUCUCCACAAACGAAAAGAGAGGAAGAUUCUUGAACGACUCGAUUCCGAUAUGCAGAAAUUGACAAACCUUCAAAUAACCAUUCAAGAUUUAAAGCGAAUCGUGCUUACAAAGCAGAAAAGGAGUAACGCAGCGGAGUACGAGACCAUGAAAGAACAACUCGAAGAAGUCGAGGCGUCUGUUAUGAAGCAGUUUAACGCCAAUUGCAAAUUGACGAAGAACGUACAAGAUGGGACAUUGUCUACUGAUGGAGCGACCACCAUUGGAUCUGCUGAUGAAAGUGGAAAUGUCCGCAAAAGAAUCAUUUCAGCUCAAGCAAGAAGAGGGUCCAAGAAAAUUGGGCAGCUGCAGCUUGAGGUGCAGAGGUUACAACUUCUACUACUGAAACAAGACGACGAAAAGGAAACAAAGUCUAGGACGAGGGUCGUCGAACGACCCAAAAUUCGACUGCAGGACUAUCUUUAUAGUAGCAUUAGAAGCAAGAACAAGAACAAGAAGGGGUUAUUCUGUGGAUGCAUGCACCCCACCAUGUCUCCUAGUCCAACAAUUGGUGAAAGGAUUUUUUCGACUUCAAUGGUAGGAAAUCAGCAUAGACUACAUAACUUCAAUGGUUAGUCGUUCGACAUUCCUUUGAACCGAGUUGAAACUCGUGUAUUUACUUAUCUUUUCAUACAGUAGGUGACUUACUUUUUUGUAGCUUUCAGAAUAUAUGUCUAUCUUAGAAGUUGUAUAUAUUCAAGUUAAUGCUGAUUCUAUUAAGAC
This is a messenger RNA of Cucurbita moschata (crookneck pumpkin), 4189 nucleotides long. Its product is annotated as protein NETWORKED 1C. Lineage: Eukaryota; Viridiplantae; Streptophyta; Magnoliopsida; Cucurbitales; Cucurbitaceae. Gene Ontology annotation, molecular function: actin filament binding. Bases 323 to 4042 code for a protein of 1239 amino acids. The transcript has 5 exons. Gene Ontology annotation, cellular component: plasma membrane. The record is from RefSeq and is a predicted model, not a curated record.